Messenger RNA from Dipodomys spectabilis (banner-tailed kangaroo rat), 648 nucleotides. RefSeq names its product ferritin heavy chain-like. The record is from RefSeq and is a predicted model, not a curated record. Gene Ontology annotation, cellular component: cytoplasm. Gene Ontology annotation, molecular function: ferric iron binding; ferrous iron binding. The coding region runs from base 1 to 648 and encodes 215 amino acids. The transcript has a single exon. Gene Ontology annotation, biological process: intracellular iron ion homeostasis; iron ion transport. NCBI's taxonomy places the organism in Eukaryota, Metazoa, Chordata, Mammalia, Rodentia, Heteromyidae.
AUGGCUUUCCCAAGAGGACGGAGGCGGCGCCAGCGCCAUCGCUGCCCACCCCGAGGCCCGAGGAUGCUUCCUAUCUUCGCCUUUGUGCUCGCACCUGUUCCCAUCAUUGCCUUGCCGCAGCCGCCGGCGCAGGUCCGGCAGAAUUACCACCGUGACUGCGAGAUCGCAGUCAAUAACCUGAUCCAACUGCAGCUGUAUGCGUCCUACGUGUACCUGUCUUUGGCCUUCUACUGCGAUCGUCACGAUGUGAACUUGAAAAACUUCUCCCGUUUCUUCCUGCGCCGCUCCCACGAGUGGACCGAUGCCACCGAAAAGCUUCUGUGGAUGCAGAACGAGCGUGGAGGUCGCUUCGCCCUGCGCCGCAUUACCAAGCCAGACCGUGAUGACUGGCACUGCGGCCUCAUGGCCAUGGAGUGCUCCUUGUACCUGGAGAUGACCAUCACUGAGAGCUUCGUGGAGCUGUACCAACUGGCCAUCAGCAAGAGUGACCCGCACCUGUACAACUUCGUGAAACGCCACUGCCUGCGGCCGCAGAUGAAGAACGUGGAGCAGGUGGCUAACUUCCUGACGGAACUGCGGGAAAAGAAGAAUGGGAUGAAUGAGUACCUCUUUGAUAAGCAUGUUCUUGGCAACAUGAAUGAGGACUGA